Messenger RNA from Prosopis cineraria, 3474 nucleotides. Its product is annotated as probable LRR receptor-like serine/threonine-protein kinase PAM74. Gene Ontology annotation, biological process: protein phosphorylation. The record is from RefSeq and is a predicted model, not a curated record. Bases 464 to 2257 code for a protein of 597 amino acids. Lineage: Eukaryota; Viridiplantae; Streptophyta; Magnoliopsida; Fabales; Fabaceae. Gene Ontology annotation, molecular function: protein tyrosine kinase activity; ATP binding. The transcript is spliced from 10 exons.
UUUAUAACAACCCAUCAUUCUCUACUAUAAAGCAUAAACCAAUAAUUUAAGCUACGCAGCUCAUUUCUCUCGUUUUCGUCUUUCCUAUAAACUUGAAAACAUGAAGAGCACAACACUGCUCUGGAUUCUGGGUUUGUAUGCGUUAGUUUCAUUCAUCAUUGUUAGCCACUCAUCAGUACAAGUUGUUGCAGAUGGCGUUAAUUCAUCAGAGGUGAUACGCAUAGAUUGUGGGGUAGCCAAAGAGUAUUGGGACGACAAUAAGUUUCAUUACGAGGCAGAUGGAGCAAGGUUUGUAAAAUUUGGGGAAAUACAUAACAUAUCCUCUCCGUACAACUUGACGAGUAAUGAAGACAACCAGGCUGAGCAGCAACUGAACAGCUUGAGAAGCUUUCCAGAAGGAAAAAGGAACUGUUAUAAAGUCAAACCCAAAUAAGGCAAAAAUAACACUUAUCUCGUAAGGGCUAUGUUCAGAUACGGAAACUAUGACAACAAAUAUUCAGCUCCAGAGUUUGAUUUGCAUCUUGGCGUCACUUAUUGGGUGCAUAUGGAUUGGGAUGGUUUCAGAAAUUUUGUCGACAAUGAGAUCAUUCAUGUUGCUCCAGCUGACACCAUUGACGUGUGCCUUGCAAACACUGGGCGGGGCAUCCCACUCAUCUCCUUGUCAGAGCUUUAUCCUUUGCCUUAUUCUCCAUAUCAGCCCACAACACCACUAGACUUCAGCGACCGCCUUAACUUCGGUAUGAAAGCAACUUUCAUCAGAUACGCGAAUGAUCCCUACGGUAGAUCUUGGUUCAAUGAUAGAGUCAUCGACAACUCAAAGUCAAUCAGCACACCAACAGCUAUUGAGGAUGAUUCCAAAGAGUACAAACUACAAAAGCAAGUGUUGAGCACUGCAAUCACAUCACUGGAUGCUUCCUCUCCCUUAGUUAUUGACGUGUCCACUAGAAAUGACUAUGAGUAUCUUGUUCAUCUUCAUUUUUUUGACUUCGAGAAGCAUCCUCAGAAUCAGCAAAGAAGCAUGGAAAUUAAUUUCACUGAUAUCAUCCGACAGUCCGUAACUCUUAACUACAAGCAACUCCACACCAUAAAGGCGACAAUUCCGGAAGGAUCCUAUUCAAUUUCAAUCACAUCCUCCCCAGGUUCUGGUUUGCACCCCAUGAUCAAUGUUUAUGAGAUCUACAGAGCACUACCACAGCCAAAGUCACCAACUUAUGAACGAGAUGUUGAUGCUAUGUGGAAGAUCAAAGAUGCCUAUAACAUUCUCAGAAUCAGUUGGCAAGGAGAUCCCUGCACGCCAGAGGAAUAUAGAUGGGAAGGAGUAAUUUGCAAUUACUCUGAAAGCAUCCCAAGGAUCAUCUCAUUGGACACGAGCUCAAGCAAAUUAGGAGGAGACAUAGUUACUUAUUUCUCCAGUCUCAUGAUGUUGGCUUCCUUAGAUUUGUCAAACAACCAAUUGACAGGAGAAAUACCACAAUUUUUGGCAAAACUUCCCAAAUUGAAAGUACUUAAUUUGACAGGGAAUAAUCUCAAAGGUUCAAUUCCGAAGGCUCUGAGGGAGAAGUCGAGUACCGGUUUGACGUUGAGUUUGGAUGGAAAUCCAGGUCUAUGUCAAACAGGUUCUAGCAAAACCACAACAAAGAAGUUCAUUGUACCACUUGCUGCCUCAGUAGCGGCUUCUAUGGCAACUCUUGUAAUAUUAAUCUACAUUUCUUUGGUACUCUACGAACGUAGAAGAAAAAAGCAAAAAGUGUUGUUGCUCAAGAAAGCUGGCGAUCUUAAAUCAAAAAAUCAAGUAUUUUGUCAGGAUGAAAUUCUUAGUAUUACCAGUAACUUUGAAUCAGUAAUUGGAGAAGGGGGGUUUGGAAAAGUGUACCUUGGAAGGCUAAAGGACGGUACACAAGUUGCAGUCAAAUUGCUUUCAAAGUCAUCACAGCAAGGAUUUAAAGAGUUCGAAUCAGAGGCAAAACUAUUGUCCAUAGUUUUUCACAGGAACUUAGUUUCUCUUGUUGGAUACUGCGAUGAUGGUGACAUGAGGGCAUUGAUUUAUGAAUAUAUGGCAAAGGGAAAUCUUCGGCACCAAUUGUCAGGUUUGUUAAGUCCUGUUUUUCCAAUAUCUUUACAAUUAUCACAUAAGGGAACGCUUUCGCGGCCAAAUUUUUUUUUUUUUUGGGUAGAUUUUCCUGAUAAUUCUGAAGGUUUUGAGAGUGUUUCAAAGAAUGCCUGCAAGGAUGCAUUACAAUUUUCUUGCACAACAUGAUGUUUUGCAAAUCCAUACAUUUUAAAGUGGAAUGGGAGACUUCAAAUCACAUUAGAUACAGCAUAUGGUGUGUAGACUAUUUAACUUAUUCCCCAUCAUUACAUUAGCAAUCCAUUUUUUUUUAAAUUUCUAUUCUAGCUUUAUCCUUUAUUUUAUCUUAAGUAUUUAUUAUUUGCUUGUUGAAAAUGCAGAACUUGACUAUCUACAUAAUGGUUGUAAACCACCAAUAAUUCAUAGAGAUCUAAAAUCAUCUAACAUUUUGAUAAGUGAAAACAUGCAAGCCAAGAUUGCUAAUUUUGAACUAUCCAAAGCUUUUGCUAAUGAUACUGACGCUCACAUUUCAACUCAUCCUGCAGGCACAUUUAGUUACCUUGACCCUGAGUAUGUCAUAAAUAAUAUAUUCUUGGCAUUUCUUUUUCAACAUUCUUGAUUGAUUCUUAAACUAGAGGUUUCUUCUAUUUUCUAUGUUCCUCUACUUGAAGUAAAAUUUAGUGGAAUAGCUAGCAUAUAUUGUUAUCUUUCAAUGUAUGUAAAUGUUACUCAAGGGAAUCCACAACUUUGAAAUGUAGCUAUGAGUAAUAAAUUGUUUGUUGAGCUUAAUUUCAAUAGCUAAAUUAUCUUUUAAAAUUUACAGAUUCUAUAGAUUUGGAAACUUGAACAAGAAAAGUGAUGUAUAUAGUUUUGGAAUAAUUCUACUUGAGCUAAUGAGCGGUCGAUCAGCAAUUAACAAAACAUCUGAAGGCACAAGUCACAUAGUUGAUUGGGUCACUCCAAAGUUUGAGAUCGAGGAUAUCCAAUCUAUUAUAGAUCCAAAGUUAGAGGGAAAUUUCAAUAUUGCUUCAGCUCAGAAGCUUUUAGAGAUUGCCUUGUCCUGUGUUCAAUCAACUGCAAUCAAAAGACCCGAUAUAAGUAAUGUGGUGAAUGAUCUAAAGCAAUGCUUUGCCUUGGAAAAAUCCCUUGAAAGUGCAGAAAGCAGCACAAUAUUAUCAAGCACUACAUUGUUUGAUACAAAUUUUUAUCAGUGUGGAUCAGACUUACCUAGCUAGCUCCAAUUGUUUAUCUUAAAUCAAAUUCUUUGUAAGUUUGUAUGUUUGCUUUACUCUAGUAGACUCAUUUAUAAGCACACGGUUAAUUAAGUUUGGCCCAUAAGAUAUAGAAAUUUGCAAAUGACCAGAACUAAAUUAGAUUAUGAAUUCAAACUCAAAGGAUUUCAGCUA